Solanum verrucosum is the source of this 1113-nucleotide messenger RNA. RefSeq lists its product as uncharacterized. Lineage: Eukaryota; Viridiplantae; Streptophyta; Magnoliopsida; Solanales; Solanaceae. Gene Ontology annotation, molecular function: hydrolase activity. The record is from RefSeq and is a predicted model, not a curated record. The transcript has 9 exons. Bases 100 to 822 code for a protein of 240 amino acids.
AAAUUGGUAUUAUUCCUUUCUUGUUUUCAGUAAUAUUCUUAACUGUAGGUUGCUUUUAUUUAUUGCCCCUGUCCAACAACAGGAAGUAGAACUUCUAGGAUGACAUUCGAGUUCGGGAGGACAUAUGUCGUGAGGCCCAAAGGGAAACACCAAGCUACAAUAGUUUGGUUGCAUGGCCUUGGAGAUAAUGGCUCCAGUUGGUCCCAACUUUUGGAAAGCCUACCCCUUCCUAAUAUCAAAUGGAUAUGUCCAACAGCCCCAACUCGUCCUGUAGCUAUACUCGGUGGAUUUCCUUGCACUGCGUGGUUUGACGUGGGAGAACUUUCCGAUGAUGGUCCUGAUGAUUUUGAAGGCUUAGAUGCUUCAGUUGCACAUAUUGCAAACUUAUUGUCAACUGAACCUGCUGAUGUUAAACUUGGUAUUGGAGGCUUCAGCAUGGGUGCAGCAACUGCGCUCUACUCUGCAACUUGCUUUGCACAAGGAAAAUACGGAAAUGGAAACUCCUAUCCAGUCAACUUAAGGGCUAUCAUAGGUCUAAGCGGGUGGCUUCCUGGUUCAAGGAACGUUCGUAACAAGAUUGAAGGAUCACUAGAGGCUGCAAGACGUGCCUCGUCUUUGCCCAUUCUACUCUGUCAUGGAUCGUGUGAUGAAGUUGUUCCUUACAAUUAUGGAGAGAGGUCUACCAUUGUCUUGAACUCAGCUGGAUUCAGGAACCUUGCAUUCAAAAAAUACGACGGGCUUGGCCAUUACACAGUACCAAGAGAAAUGGAUGAGGUGUGUAAUUGGUUAAAUGCAAGGCUCGGGCUUGAGGGUUGCCGAUGAUGAACUCACUCUUAAGAGUUUCAUGUUAUAAGUAAUUCAGGAGUGAGGACAAGUGCAUGAGGAAGCACUAAUAUGGGGGAGUAUACACUUACAAGUUGUAUGUAGUUAAUUACUAUAUGCCUUUGGUGAAUUCUAGGACUUAUCUACCAGUUUUGUCUCAAAAAUAAAGGUUUGGAUGUGUUUCUCUUUUCAUCACUUGUAGACAUUUUGUUUUCUUCAAUUCUACUCAGAAUUUUGGUAGUCAUUGUAUCAUGUUGUAUCAAUAUUAAUGGAAAUUGUGCUUAUUGUGUA